AUGUCUUCAAGCGAUAAUGAGCCGCCUUCUCGCGAAGCUUCAACCAGUCCGCAACUCGCGCAACUAGCACAGUUGACCGAUGAAGCAACUUUCCCCAUUCUUUCUUAUCUCACUGAAGUUCAUAACUCUGCUCCUUCAUCCUGUGCCUCGUCCUGCACAGCCAGCCCAGAGCUAGGAACCAUCGCUGAAGGAUCAUCACAACCUCCUCCUCCUCCUUGCUCGCUAGCCAGUACUUCCACAAUCAAAAGCUCCCUGCGGCUUGACUCGCUGCCACCCGAUGUGUAUAGCUCACUCUCAACCUUCAUGACUCCAGAUGACUGCAAAAACCUUGGCCAGGUAAACCAAGUCUUGCGCUCCUUUUUCCUACCGCGUUCAUGGUUUUCUGUUAUUAUCCACCUUCCGGAGUACUACAGUUUUGGUGAAGACUCUAUUCAUCCUUUUUCGCUUGAACCCGUAUCCGCCACAGCAUCGGCAACCCCUUCCUCCAUAUCAAGACCUCAACCAACAUCAAAUAAAGCCCCAAGCAUUUCAUCCAGUCGCACAAGCAGUCGGUCGGAUGAACACGAUCACGACGCCCUGCUAGACGAAAUGCAGUUUUCCUCCCGCCAAAAAAUGUGGCAAUCUGGUCGGCUUGCGCCUGUAUCUGUUCUUUACCAGCCACAUUAUUAUAAGUGGUUUAUAAACUCAGUUGUCACGCGCCUUCUAAUCAUCCCUAACAAGCACGGCUGCCCGCGCCGCGGACUCAAAACUUGGAUGACUUUUAUGAGAGACCGCUUCCCGACACUAAAACAUAUCCAGUUUGGCGACAUGACAGUUGACUCUGCCUUUUCAAAGUUUGUCUCAACCCCGCUUUUUCUUUCACUUGUUGCUGUGCCGCUUACUCAGUGCUGCUAUAAGUUCACUUUGAAAAUGGAUAAGUGGGCAGCUCCAUAUUUCUUUGUGUAUCUGAAAACAGUUACACAUCUCCGCAUUACAUGCAAGUCAGAAGACGUUGACCAGGCGCGUUCUAUGAAAGGUCUUGACGGCUUUAUCAAUCUUCCUAGAUUAGAGUAUCUCGAUCUUAGUGAAUCAGUAAUCUAUUCCUCAGUUUUUCUCGGCGCCAUUGAGAAAUUUAAAAACCUCGAGACUCUGGCCUGCAACGUCCAAUACACAAUUAAGGAUGAUAAGGUGCUUUUUGACUCUGCAGUCAAUUUUUUGCUAACAAUUCCAGAACAUAUCACACGCUGCAAAGUCAAGUUUGAACGCGUAGCCUCCUUAUCUCCCGAAUACUCGACUAGCAAACCAAUGUCAUUGCCAAGAGUUACCGUCAUUGAAAUUGAAUCGCCUUUGGGUGCAGAUCUUAUUCCUGGCGUGCUAGAUUUUCCUAGUAUUAGGAAGUGCGCUGUAGUUCCCAGCAAAGAGGAAUCUAGUGCUCUAGUGGCUACACCUUCUUCUGUCCCUAUUUUGCACUCAUUAUCAUCGACAUUGGAGUAUCUGGAACUCUCAUUUCUUGGUAAAUAUAUUUUAAAUUGCGUCGAAGCAAUUCCUCAAAUGAAGAAGCUACGCAAAAUCACUUUGCGUGUAUCCGGCAUGCCACCAAAGCCUAAAUCCAGCAAAUUGGACAAAUGGCUGUCUAGUGUGACCAAAGCCAUUGGGGCUGGCGAAGAAAUGACUACCGAGCAAAUCGCAUCUCUUGUAGAAAAUAUUGACACUCCGGAAGCUUCUCUUUUUAUUCAACUGCUGAAAAGCCCAGAAAAAGCUCCCUCUAAAGGUUACGAUGAUGAUUACUUUACUGCACUGACAUCAUAUGAAAACUUGCUGGCGAGUUUUCUAGAUUUGCCCACUCUCGAGUAUUUCUAUCUGCGCAUAUAUGGGCUUUUUUACUCGUCUCCAAAAUUGCAGAAGCUUCUGGUUGGUGAAAAUUCCUGUGUCAAGCAGGUGCUAGUCAAAUGCGAAAGUUCUCGCACUAUUAAAACAAAAAUGUUAUUGGUGUCUCUGGGUAAAAGAUAUGAAAAACCGCACCGCUUUAAAAAGUUUGAAGGGGGUGGUAUUGAUGUUAGAGAGCUUGAUAUCGAGCGUGAAUCAUUUAAAGGGUGGUACCCGUCAAUGUCAUGA
Magnusiomyces paraingens is the source of this 2094-nucleotide messenger RNA. RefSeq lists its product as uncharacterized. The record is from RefSeq and is a predicted model, not a curated record. The transcript has a single exon. Bases 1 to 2094 code for a protein of 697 amino acids. Lineage: Eukaryota; Fungi; Ascomycota; Dipodascomycetes; Dipodascales; Dipodascaceae.